Molecule: messenger RNA, 651 nt
Organism: Didymodactylos carnosus
Lineage: Eukaryota; Metazoa; Rotifera; Eurotatoria; Philodinida; Philodinidae
Source: the annotation of a GenBank genome assembly
AUGCCAGAUAAGGGCAAGGGAGUGGUUAUUCUCGGCAGAAAAGAAUAUAUAGAUAAAAUGAAUCAGAUAUUAAAUGAUACUACAACAUUCUCUCGUAUCUAUCAUGAUCCUACAAUCUACAAUGAGGACAAAUUGAUCAGAACUCUACUAAGACUUAAAGAAGAGAAUUUUAUCACAGACGAAGAGUAUAAACUGGCUCGACCCACAGGCUCUAGACCUGCAAGAAUUUAUGGAUUGCCAAAGAUACACAAACCAAACAUACCUCUUCGACUUAUUCUAUCGGCUACAAAAACAAUUGCCUAUGGACUAGGGAAAAUAUUAUCUAUACGUUUAGCCCCUCUUCGAAAUAGUCCAUUUGUUGUUCGAGACACUGGAGAUUUUGUCAAAAGAGUUUCAGCUUUGAGUUCGGAAGAUGUAAAAAAGAAAAUGAUUUCGUUCGAUGUCACAUCACUUUUCACGAAGGUUCCUCUCACGUACACGAUCGAAUUGAUACUAAAUGAGUUGUAUCCUGAAUGUACGGAAACUUGUCGAGGAAAACCGAGAACGAAACAAUGUUCGGCAUGCAAAGAUCAUACAAAUUUUGAGACUCUGUUCCGAUCAGCAACAUCCGAAGGACAUCCGUUUUCAUCUAAAUAUCAAAUUCACCGUUGA